This is a messenger RNA of Anastrepha ludens (Mexican fruit fly), 1366 nucleotides long. RefSeq lists its product as uncharacterized. The transcript has 4 exons. The record is from RefSeq and is a predicted model, not a curated record. Bases 232 to 969 code for a protein of 245 amino acids. NCBI's taxonomy places the organism in Eukaryota, Metazoa, Arthropoda, Insecta, Diptera, Tephritidae. Gene Ontology annotation, molecular function: N-acetyltransferase activity.
UCAGUAGCCGUGAUUCGGUCGGCACGUUAUCAGACCAAUUGAAUCGAUAUUCAAAGUUCAUGCCAUAUAUUUGUUCAGUUGAAUUUUGGCAUCGCUGACGCCUUCAUUUCCUAGUUUUUGUACGUGCAAAGCGCAUCAAUUGUUUACAAAAGUUUAGAAAUAUACAGAAUUAUCGUGUACGUUUCUACUGUUUUAUUAUAAUUUUCAAAUAUACCUCUUUUGAAAUAUAAAAUGAGUGAGCAACUUUCAAACAUUAUUUGUAAAGGGGAAUUGGAAAUUGUCAAAAUCACUGAGAACCUGUACGAUGAAGCUGUUAAGCUAUUCACCGAAAAUUUCAUCCAAAAAGAAAAUAUCUCUUUAGCUACCAGAUUAUUGAAUUCGCCUCAAGCAGUUAAAGAGUUACAGUGCAUGUGCAGAGCGAUGCUUCAGGAGAACACUUCGUUCGCUACGCGCAACAUCAGCAACGGGGAGUUAGCAGCCAUCGCCGUCACUCACCUAAUGUCUUCGCUACCAGAGAACGCAACACUAGGCGAUGUAAUGAAUAGUAUGCAAUCACCGGAAAUGAAAUGUAUCAGUGAAUUUCUGCAAGCCGUCGAAACCAGCGCUGAUGUCUAUAAAGCGUUUCAAAUCGACUGUGUCCUGGAGAUUGUCUUCCUCUCAACCAGCGCCAAUUACCUAAAACGUGGUCUGGCGAGCACUUUAUCUGAGUACUCCAUUAAUUAUGCGCGUCAUUUACUACAGGGAACGGUGCCAGAGGUGGACCUACCAGCGCCGCAAGUGCGCGCACUUAAACCUCGGGCAGUCUGUUCGGUGUUCACAUCACUUUACACGCAACGCAUUGGUCGCAAGUUGAACUUUGAGAUCUUAAAAAAAUUGUCUUUCACGGAAUUUUCAUUUCGGGGGCAGACAUUUGCUGAACGCAUAGAUCCCAUACAUGAAUUUGUAACAUUUGAGGCAUUGCGGUUAUAAGUGAAUGAGGAAUGUGAAAGGGGAGUAGAGAGUGGUUGAAAAUACAUGCAUAAGUUGAUAAAUGUAUAGAAUUGCUAAAACGUGGUUACAAAUAAUUUAGUUUCAGGGCUUCAUGGGCUCGAAAAUAUUUUUGCCAGGCAAACACGAAAAAAAAUUUUUUUUGAACGGUCGCACGUAGGGGUUGCUUUUUACAUUUGUCGUUAUAUCCGAGGACGUUGUGAGUAAUUCAGAGGCAUUGAAUACACUAAACAAAAUUUUAUCUCCUAUUUUAUUUCGGCCUUGGACUGCCCCAUGGUUUAAAACCCCAACAAUUAUAACCCUACGUUUGUUGUACAUAAGACCCGAAUUGAUGUAAAUUUCACCAAAAAUAAAACGCAAAUGUAUUCUGUAUCGGAAA